Oncorhynchus tshawytscha (Chinook salmon) is the source of this 1677-nucleotide messenger RNA. Its product is annotated as DNA primase small subunit. Gene Ontology annotation, cellular component: alpha DNA polymerase:primase complex. The coding region runs from base 763 to 1368 and encodes 201 amino acids. Gene Ontology annotation, biological process: DNA replication, synthesis of primer. The transcript is spliced from 7 exons. The record is from RefSeq and is a predicted model, not a curated record. NCBI's taxonomy places the organism in Eukaryota, Metazoa, Chordata, Actinopteri, Salmoniformes, Salmonidae.
UGAAAUUGGCCCUAAUUAAUCGGCCAUUCUGAUUUAAUCGGUCGACCUCUACUUUAGUGGACACCCACCUGUCUCGUUCAAUGAGAGAAGAUCAGAAGCGGACAAGAUGGCAACGUAUACAUAGUUGGAUUACUUAAUGGAGCAAAACAUGAUUUAAUUGAAUCAUGUUCUAAAUUCAAACUUUCUCCCUGCAACUGGCCAUGGGCGUUUUAGAAUACACAGGUGACUUCCGAAUCGAGAAUGAAAAAAGUAUCGGCUAGUAAAGGUUGGUCAAAUCUGCUGCUUACAGCUGAACAGCAGCCUGUACACGACCUCGGACUCAAGUUUUAGCUCUACCGCAGAGGUUCGUGUUUACAAGGCUAGUUGGCUAGUCAAGUUUUAAUGAUGACGACUUAUUUUGCAACCCCCCCAGUGACAAAGGUUCUCCUUCAUGUUGAAGGAUGACAUCUACGUACGGUAUCAGUCGUUCAGCACGCAGAGCAAGCUGGAGAAGGCGAUGCAAAAGAUGAACCCUUACAAGAUUGACAUUGGAGCAGUCUACUGUCACUGAGUGGGGCACCGUUACUCACCGUGUUUGUCUGACCAUCUGCCUAACUCGAUCACAUGCAUCUGUUGUCCCUCAAGUGUCCAUUUUUAUUUAUAUAUAUAUUUUCCAUUCCUCCUUCUGUCACCCUCAGCCCAAUCAGCAUAACACAGUCAAGACUGGAUCCUUCCAGGCUCUUGAGAAGGAGCUGGUAUUUGAUAUUGAUAUGACAGACUAUAAUGAUGUCAGAAGCUGUUGCACGUACUUGGAUCACAGAAAGUCUAUUUGUAGUUCCAACAUCUUUACUAUUAUACAGAUGUAAAGUAUGUUUGAAUGUACAACAGACUAAUUCAGGGACGGUGCCUUUUGACGUUUUGUUGGGGGUGUGGGACUGUUGUCUUGUUUUGCAGUGCUGCAGACAUCUGCCCAAAGUACUGGACUCUGACUAUGCUCUCUGUAUCCUGGACAGGGCACUUCGAGUGGGACAGGACAUACUGGGCAGCAAAGAGGCUGCGGACAAAGUGCCUGAAGAUAUCCUUUUCCUCUGCCGAUUUUUUUUAUUACAUGACACGACGACUGCCAAGGUCCAUUACUUUGAGAAGGAGAUCAUGUGGCAGUACUGUUACCCUCGGGUUGAUGUGAACGUCAGUAAAGGAGUCAACAACCACUUGCUGAAGAGUCCCUUCAGCGUCCAUCCCAAAACGGGGCGGAUCUCUGUUCCUAUUGACCUGAGAGAACUGGAUCGCUUUGACCCCUGUGAUGUGCCCACUAUUAGUCUGAUCUAUGAGGAGCUGGAUCGGCCCAAGACAGCAGGAGGAAGAGAAGGAAGAACCCAAGGAGAAUGAGCGAGAAGCAGGAGAGUGACGGAAGAGAGACUACAAACGAACAAGCUUGGAAGUAUGUGAAACUGUUAGAUCAAUUCCUGGAAGGGAUGGCUCGCUCAAGGAAAGGGGAGCAUCUUAAAAAGAGUGAGAUCUUCAAAAGGACUUCUAGCCCUUAGCGGUGUCCAACGGAAUACUGUCUGAUGCUGGGAUUGGUACCUACAUUGGUUGGCUAAUCUUAAACCAUCCCAUCAUAUCAGUUGUUUAUAAUAUGACAGGUAAAGAUGGAGAACACACAUUAGAUACACUGUAAAUAAAUGGUUUGUUUGAGAA